AUGGCUGAUGAUCUGGAGCAGCAGCCUCAAGGCUGGCUGAGUAGCUGGCUGCCGGCUUGGCGCCCCACUUCGAUGUCUCAAUUGAAGAAUGUGGAAGCCAAGAUCCUCCAGUGUCUCCAGAACAAGUUCCUGGCCCGGUAUGUGUCGCUCCCAAACCAGAACAAGAUCUGGACGGUGACCGUGAGCCCCGAGCUCAGAGACCGCACCCCCUUGGUGAUGGUGCAUGGCUUUGGGGGCGGCGUGGGCCUCUGGAUCCUCAACAUGGAUUCACUGAGCGCCCGCCGCACACUGCACACUUUUGAUCUGCUCGGCUUCGGAAGAAGCUCCAGGCCGACAUUCCCGAGGGACCCUGAAGGGGCCGAGAAUGAGUUUGUGAUGUCAAUAGAGACGUGGCGGGAGACCAUGGGGAUCCCCAGCAUGAUCCUCCUAGGACACAGUCUGGGAGGAUUCCUGGCCACUUCUUACUCGAUCAAGUACCCUGAAAGAGUUAAACACCUCAUCUUGGUGGAUCCAUGGGGCUUUCCCCUCCGGCCGACUGACCCCAGUGAGAUCCGUGCACCCCCGACCUGGUUCAAGGCUGUGGCCUCUGUCCUAGGGCGUUCCAACCCACUGGCUGUCCUUCGAAUAGCUGGGCCCUGGGGGCCUGGCUUGGUGCAGCGAUUCCGACCAGAUUUCAAGCGCAAGUUUGCAGACUUCUUUGAAGAUGAUACUAUAUCAGAGUAUAUCUACCAUUGCAACGCACAGAACCCCAGUGGUGAGACGGCCUUCAAAGCCAUGAUGGAGUCCUUCGGCUGGGCCCGGCGCCCAAUGAUAGAACGAAUUCACUUGAUUCGAAAAGAUGUGCCCAUCACCAUGAUCUAUGGGUCCAACACCUGGAUAGACACCAGUACAGGGAAAAAGGUGAAGCUGCAGCGGCCGGAUUCCUAUGUCCGAGACAUGGAAAUUGAGGGUGCGUCGCACCAUGUCUACGCAGACCAGCCGCACAUCUUCAAUGCGGUGGUGGAAGAGAUCUGUGACUCGGUUGAUUGA
Molecule: messenger RNA, 1029 nt
Organism: Pipistrellus nathusii (Nathusius's pipistrelle)
Lineage: Eukaryota; Metazoa; Chordata; Mammalia; Chiroptera; Vespertilionidae
Source: the annotation of a GenBank genome assembly